This is a messenger RNA of Ochotona princeps (American pika), 1641 nucleotides long. It is a transcript of the gene C4H11orf24, whose product is annotated as chromosome 4 C11orf24 homolog. NCBI's taxonomy places the organism in Eukaryota, Metazoa, Chordata, Mammalia, Lagomorpha, Ochotonidae. The transcript is spliced from 4 exons. The record is from RefSeq and is a predicted model, not a curated record. The coding region runs from base 285 to 1592 and encodes 435 amino acids.
CCGCAGGCCUGCUGCGCCCGGACCCUAGAUGCACCUGUUUGCAGAGCGGAGUGUCUGCCUUUGUCGCACCCAUGCACAAAGGAUGCCACGGACUGGAAGUGCCCUUCCUGCAGAGCCAGCCGUGCCCUGGCUAGCCCCCAGUGCCCAGCCUAUCGCUGUCCGAGGAGGAAGACAGCCCAGGCCAAGAGUGCACCCUGGACGGCUGCCUCUGAUCCCCUGGCCGAGCAGAAGGGUGCUGUCGCCGCCCUGAGAAGCCGGCUGGCCUGGUCCUGCCUGUCUGCAAGAUGUGGGCGUCCCUCGUGCUCCUGUGGCUCGCCUGCUUGUCCCUGACUGAAGGCCACGUGGUGUCCACUGCUGCUCGGACCUUAGUCCGACGAGAGAUCUCAGGGGAAGCAGAUCCAGAGGGCAGUAACAAAAUGUCAGCUAACAACACUGCGGUUACGCCAGCUCCUGGCAUGAUGACCACAGGGACCUCAGUGGCCAGCCACACCUCCACGGAAGUCACAGCAGGGACAGCAAACAGCUCACACACAGCUGCUUCGGCUUCUACACGGGACACAACAAGGACCAUGACGACAGUGAUGGCGACAAUGCCGAUAACAGGCCGGGUGGCCUCCGUAGCUCCCUCGUCCACGACGUCCAGGCUCACGACCCCGGGGCCCACGACCCCUGGGCCCAUGUCUGUGUGGACAACCCCACCCGUCACUUCCACUGGGCUUCCGCCCUCCAGUACAGCUGUUGCUCAGGUGCCAAACAGCAUGCUGCCCAGCACGGCCCCGCCAGCAGCACCGGCUACACAUGCCCUUUCCACUGCUGUGACCUCUACAGACAUGAGCCGUCCCAUGGGCAGCCCUGGGAAUGGCACAGCCAGUCCCCAAGCACAAGGCCCCACAUCCCCACAGCCCACCCCCACGCCCUCACCCACGGCACCUAGGCCCACCCCCACGCCCUCACCCACGGCCCCGGAGUCCACCCCCACACCCUCACCUACGACCCCGGAGCCCACCCCCACUCCCUCACCCACGACCCCGGAGCCCACCCCCACUCCCUCACCCACGACCCUGGAGCCCACGCCCACUCCCACUCCCUCACCCACGACCCCAGAGCCCACCCCCACUCCCACCAGCUCUUCUUUGCUGCCUUCUACAGCAGUGACAACCACCAAGCCACACAGCAAGGAGCCAACCAGCGGUGCUGUUCCAGCACCUAGCACCCAGCUGACCCCUCAGGUGCAGACCACACCCCCCCACCCCACAUCGCCUGGUGGGCCAGCCACCGCUCGGACGUCAGAGCAGGUGGAGACUAAAGCCACGGCCAGUUCCAGCUCCAGCUCAGGGGUCUCACCGCCACUGCCGGCCACAGACUCAUGCCCACCCAGCACGCGGGGCCCAUACUUGGUGGUCACCACGAGGCCGCUGACCCCUUUGCCCGUCAACAAAGCCAUCCUACUGGUGGUGCUCAUGCUGGGUGUGGCCCUGUUUGUCUCCGUCCUGGUCCUGUUUGCCCUGCAGGCCUACGAGAGCUACCGGAAGAAGGACUACACGCAGGUGGACUACCUGAUCAACGGCAUGUAUGCUGACUCAGAGAUGUGAGAAGCCGGGGCCGUGGCUGCACGACGUGCCGCCCAGAAUCCCGAGCUGC